This is a messenger RNA of Dictyostelium discoideum AX4, 1314 nucleotides long. RefSeq lists its product as hypothetical. The transcript has a single exon. Gene Ontology annotation, molecular function: mRNA binding; metal ion binding. The record is from RefSeq and is a predicted model, not a curated record. NCBI's taxonomy places the organism in Eukaryota, Evosea, Eumycetozoa, Dictyosteliales, Dictyosteliaceae. Bases 1 to 1314 code for a protein of 437 amino acids.
AUGAAUAAUAAUAAUAGCAAUAAUAAUACUAAUAAUACUAAUAAUAAUAAUAAUAAUAAUAAUAAUAAUAAUAAUAAUAAUAAUAAUAAUAAUAAUAAUAAUAAUAAUAAUAAUAAUAAUAAUAAUAAUAACAAUAAUAAUAAUAAUAACAAUAAUAAUAAUAAUAAUAGUAAUACCAAUAAUAAUGUUAAUCCAUUAAAAUCAUCAAAUGGAAUAAUGAAACCAUCUAAUGGUAGUAAUACAAAUACAACAACAUCGACACCAACACAUUCAAAACAUCCACCAUUAUUACAUACUCAAUCAUAUUCACAACUUCAAGUACCAUCAUCAAUAAAGAAUUCUCAAUUCAUAAAUAUCUCCAAUCAUAUUAAUAGUGGUGAUAAUGCCAAUUGGUUAUCAAACUCUGAUUCAUUGGUUCAACCACCAUUAAAGAGAGGAUUGAUUAAGGCAUACAGUGAUGCAGAUAUUCAACCACCAUUAAGUGUACAACAACAUCACCAACAACAACAAAUGCUUCAACAAGCACAACAAGAUUUAGAGAACGAACAAGAAGAUAUUGAAGAUGAGAUUAAUGGUCAAAACAGAUAUAAAACUGAAUUGUGUAGAUCUUUUCAAGAGACUGGUGUUUGUAGAUAUGGUUUGAAAUGUCAAUUUGCACAUGGCCGUGAUGAGCUCAGAAGUGUAAUGAGACAUCCAAAAUAUAAAACUGAAACUUGUAAAACUUUCUACUCUAUCGGUAGUUGUCCAUACGGUAGUCGUUGUCGUUUCAUUCAUACUAGAGAUCCAGAAUUACCAAUUCAUCUAAUGUCUCAAUUAUCAACAAGUAGUGGUAGUAUCUCUCCACCAAAUCAAACAAGUAAUAAUAACAACAAUACUACUAAUGGCAACAAUACACCAGCAUCAUUUGCAACUGAAGUUUUAUUAUCUAAAACAAUUGUUCCACAAAUGAUUCGCCAACACAGUUCACCUCAACUUCAAACACCUUUACAUAUAUUACAACAACAAAAAGAAUUACAACAACAACAAAAAGAUAAAGAGUCACAACUUAAUAAAGAAAAAGAAUCAAAUAACAAAGAAUCUUCUUCCUCUUCAAUUAAAUCUCAACCAUCCACCCCACAAACUCAAUCACAAUCAUCAUCCCACCCAACAACUGUACAUUGGUCAAAUUCUUGGUCAAGUGAUGAGGCCUCAUCAACUGCACCAAACUCUUCUUUUAAUCAAUUAAAAUCUUCUGCUCCUCCAAUUUUAAAGAAAGAAGAUUCAUCUAAAAGAUUAGCUAUCUUUAAAACAAUUUGUUCAAAUUCAACUUGGUAA